Anopheles moucheti is the source of this 688-nucleotide messenger RNA. RefSeq names its product 40S ribosomal protein S13 (gene RpS13). Gene Ontology annotation, molecular function: small ribosomal subunit rRNA binding; structural constituent of ribosome. The coding region runs from base 72 to 527 and encodes 151 amino acids. Gene Ontology annotation, cellular component: nucleolus; ribosome; cytosolic small ribosomal subunit. Gene Ontology annotation, biological process: translation. The transcript has 2 exons. The record is from RefSeq and is a predicted model, not a curated record. Lineage: Eukaryota; Metazoa; Arthropoda; Insecta; Diptera; Culicidae.
CAUCUUUCUUUUUGUCAAAGUCUCGGUGAACUAAACACGCGGUGCGAAAGCACGAAUAAAAAUAUCGAAAAAUGGGUCGUAUGCACGCUCCUGGUAAGGGUAUUUCCAAAUCCGCGCUACCAUACCGUCGUUCCGUGCCGUCGUGGCUGAAAUUGAACGCCGAUGAUGUCAAGGAGCAGAUCAAGAAGCUCGGCAAGAAGGGCAUGACACCGUCGCAGAUCGGCAUCAUUCUGCGGGAUUCGCACGGUGUCGCUCAAGUGCGCUUCGUCAAUGGCAACAAGGUCCUGCGUAUCAUGAAGGCCGUUGGCCUGAAGCCUGACAUUCCGGAAGAUCUGUACUUCCUGAUCAAGAAGGCCGUAUCGAUCCGCAAGCAUUUGGAGCGUAACCGUAAGGACAUCGACAGCAAGUUCCGUCUGAUUCUGAUCGAGUCUCGCAUCCACCGCCUGGCCCGGUACUACAAGAUCAAGGCAGUCCUGCCACCGAACUGGAAGUACGAAUCGAGCACUGCUUCCGCUCUGGUUGCCUAAGCAGGAAAGUGGGAAGUGAGACCCCCGGCGAAGAGACAGACAGACCGGUGUGAAGGAAAGAAAAAUGCAUUGAUGGUCUGAUGAUGUUCAACUUCAAAAGUGGGAUGUUGAAAAUGUAAUAAUACACAGCAGCUGGCAUCUGGACGGAGUCAGUUUCUCUA